AUGACCUCAAACAUUAGCUCUAUUUCCAACAUGUAUCCUGUCAAUCGAAUUUAAUUCACACAGCAUCCACCCAAAUCAGGCAGCAAUAGGCCAGGAAGAGUUCACUCUAAUAAUAGUAAUACCUCACAAAACAAUCACUCUAACCCUCCUAGACCAAAGAAUAUCAUAAGUGAUCGAAACCCUAUCAUUAACAAUGAGAAGUACCGAAAGAGAAAGAUCUCCUACGAGUCAAUAAAUAACUCUCAGAAUUAAAUAAAUAAUUCACAAAACAACAUCAAUCACAGCAACAUUAUCAAUACUAGCAGCAAUACUCCCUCAAUUCAGCACAUAUGCUAUGAUAAAGAGAUCAAAUUGAUUAUUAAACGAUCCAAGCAUGAGAACGUUUUUGUGCCUGAGCUUAAAGAACUCAAUCGCAUUCUCUAUCUUAUUUAAAAUUGCAAGAGUGCUGCUUAUGAGUUGUACUAGUUUUUAAUUAAUAGCAGUUGGAAAUAUUUUAGAAGAUGGAUUUAAAAUGCAUAAAAAUCAAGUUAUUCAUAAGUGAUAUCUGAUUAAAGGAGAACUAUUUUGCUAAUCAUUGAAAAAUUGAUAUCCAUUGCUAACAACGAUUUCAAGAAGGAUCCAUUUGUAAGGAAUAAUUCCGAACUGAAUACAAUCUCAGCAAAUCAUAGCUAGAGAAGCAGUUCAUAUAAUAAUAAACCCACUAAUAAUGGUGCUGGUCAGAAUAACUCAGGCUUCUUAGAUUAAAAGCCAGUGCUUUAAAAUAUCACUAACACUUAUCAACUUAGAAAAGAUCAAACACCUUCCAGUAGACUUAACAAUACUAAAUUACCUCUUGGAAAAAUCACAAAUCUAUCUAGAGAUAGGCCUAGCAGCAAUCAUGGAGGUUCUUCAUCAUUCUAAAAUUAUAUUAGAUCUCAAGUUACAAAUACCAGUAAUUAUGUUGAGUGCUGUGCUACUCCUCUUCAUUAGUAGUAGUUAUUCAAGAAAAGUGAUGUUCAAGCCUUGGUUAAUAAUAAAAGUAUUGUAGAUAUAAUUGCAUGCUAUGUGAGGCCAUUAAGACAUUACGACCAACAAAGCUUGGUUUAAAUAGUUGAAGAAAAAAAGCAAAUUGAAGCACUAAUAGGGUAAAUGAUAGAAAUCACUUUAGAGUUUAAAGAUAGAGAAUUGUAUGAUGAACUGUCUCUUAGUUUUAUCAAAGCAGAUAUAUUCAGCAGUCUUAUAAGAUUCAUCAUAUAUUCCCCUAUUGAGGCAGUUGAAUAUAAAUCUGUCGCAAGAAUAUUCGAACUUUGCGCUUGUCACCAAGAAGGAAUUUAGGUGCUAUCAAAAUAUCUUAAAAACAUAGUUGAAUUGGUUGAUCUAUUCAUGCAAUCUAAGAAUGAUCUGAUCUCAGUCAAAUAUCCAGCUGCGACAGUACUUUUAGACUUGACUGCUAAUGAGAAUUGUAUAGAGAAGGUAGCUUUUCUCAUUAAAGACAAAGACUUGUUUGAUGUAAUAUUAGUUGAGUUAGAGGAAUCACUCUAAAGAAAGGUACCCAAAAAUUCUCCUAAUAAGGUGUACUUAAAUAGAUUUAGAGACCUAAUGAUAGGUAUUGUAUUAAAUUUGACUUGUAAUGUUGAAAGUGAGGAAAUUACUGAAUAUAUGGUGAGAAAAGAUGUAAUCAGAGUGCUCAAGGAUAUUCUACAAGACACCAGACAUGAUUGGCCAACAAAUGGCGCAGCCUUAGCGUUAUUACAGUAUGCUCACUUAUCCCUCUCAAACGCUGAAAUGUACAUGAAACUUGAAGAAAACUAGAUUCAAGAGCUUAUGAUGAAGUUUGUAAAUGAAUGUAAGAAAAAGGAAACUAAAAGACACAUUUAUGAGACAAUCACUCUUAUUUCAAUGAGCAAAUAGAAAAUGGAGUCAAUCAGCAAAAUUAUCAGAGAUCAAUGCUAUGCAGCUUGCGCUUGA
Messenger RNA from Stylonychia lemnae, 1947 nucleotides. The record is from the annotation of a GenBank genome assembly. NCBI's taxonomy places the organism in Eukaryota, Ciliophora, Spirotrichea, Sporadotrichida, Oxytrichidae.